Molecule: messenger RNA, 2153 nt
Organism: Alosa alosa (allis shad)
Lineage: Eukaryota; Metazoa; Chordata; Actinopteri; Clupeiformes; Clupeidae
Product: L-amino-acid oxidase-like
Exons: 8
Coding region: 103-1773 (556 amino acids)
Biological process (GO): amino acid catabolic process
Molecular function (GO): polyamine oxidase activity; L-amino-acid oxidase activity
Source: RefSeq, a predicted model, not a curated record
UCCCCCACGCUUGCUACGCGCCUGGUCACGUGCUUCAUUAGAGGCUGCAGUGAAGUGCUAUAUUAGAGGCUACGGUCGCACAUCCAGUCACUAUAGCAUCAGAUGUUGACGUUUAAACUCUGCGAAAGGACUUUCCAACCUCAGAGUUUCAGUUUCCCUUCAUCACCCUGCCACAGAGACAGAAGUGUGAUGGGUCCACAGGCAAUGAAGGGGGAGUUGUUUGCCAUUGCGGUGCUGCUGGUUGCGCUCUGCCUCGGCCACACUACUGCCGCCAGCCUGAAGGAACAUCUAGCUGACUGUCUGGAGGACAAAGACUACGAUGAGCUGCUGCAGACUGCGAAGACUGGCCUUCCCCACAUAAACACAUCUCACCAUGUGGUCAUCGUUGGUGCAGGCAUGGCUGGACUGACGGCAGCCAUGUUACUGCAAGAUGCAGGACACAGGGUGACGAUUGUAGAGGCCAGCGGUCGUGUUGGAGGAAGGGUGGAAACCUACAGAAACGAGAAGGAGGGCUGGUACGCUGAGCUAGGGGCCAUGAGGAUCCCAAGUUUUCACUUGAUCGUCCACUGGUAUGCUGACAAACUAGGGGUCAAGCUGAAGAAAUUCUCCAUGUACGACCCCAACACCUAUUACCUAGUUAAUGGGCAGCGGAAGAGGACGCACGUAGUGCAAGCAAACCCUGAUGUUCUCAACUACAAGGUGCGGCCGAAGGAGAAAGGGAAGUCGGCAGACGAGCUGCUACAGCAAGCUUUGCAGGCGGUGAGGAAAGAAGUGGAGAUGCAUGGCUGCAAGGCUGCACUGAGAAAAUAUGACCAUUACUCUGUGAAGGAGUAUCUGAAAGAAAAAGGCCAUUUGAGUCCAGAGGCAUUGAGAAUGAUUGGAGAGCUGCUGAACGAACAAAGCCUCAUGUACACAGCGCUGACCGAGAUGAUCUACGACCAAACGGACAUCAGCGACAACACCGGGUACAACGAAGUGGUCGGUGGAUCAGAUCUUCUCCCCAAAGCUUUUCUUUCUGCCCUUGACAUCCCUAUUCUCCUGAACUCCACUGUGAAGAACAUCAGCCAGACAGACGAAAGAGUCAUCGUAUCAUACCAGACCGGUCAACCGUCUCCUCCUACUGACCUUCGUGCUGAUGCCGUCCUGGUAACCACCACGGCUAAAGCGGCGCUGUUCAUGGACUUCCACCCGGCUCUUUCCAGCCACAAGAUGGAGGCCCUUAGGGCGGUGCACUACGACAGCUCCACGAAGAUCAUCCUCACCUUCGAGAAGAAGUUCUGGAAGAAAGACGGCAUCCAUGGUGGAAAGAGCAUCACGGACAGACCCUCGCGCUUCAUCUACUACCCCAGCCACAGCUUCCCGGCCAACGAGACGGUCGGCGUGCUCCUGGCCUCGUACACGUGGUCCGACGACUCGCUUCUCUUCCUCGGGGCAAGCGACGAGGCCCUGAAGGAGCUGGCGCUGAGAGACCUGGCGCAGAUCCACGGCGACUACGUCAGGUCUCUCUGCACUGGCGUCGUGGUGAAGAGGUGGAGCUCGGACCCGUACAGCCUGGGCGCGUUCGCCCUGUUCACGCCCUACCAGCACCUGGAGUACGCGCGGGAGCUGUUCCGACGUGAGGGCCGGGUGCACUUCGCUGGGGAGCACACGGCUUUGCCUCACGCCUGGAUCGAGACGUCCAUGAAAUCGGCCAUCAGGGCUGCUGCGAACAUUAACAAAGCAGCACUGCCAAACGCAGAAUCAGAGAAAUGUCACAAGCGAGAUGAGCUGUAGCUCCUCUGAUAAGGCAUCCAGUGUGAACCGCUCCGCACUGUACUGUAGUCAGACACUUGCACGCACACACACACACAUACAUACACACAAACACACAUGCACAAACAUACGCACAAACACAAACACACACACACACAAACACACAUGCACACACUGUAGUCAGAGAUGUAAAAGUCUCGCUUCAGAAAGUAAAAAUCCUGCCAUGGUCCCCAUUACGAUUUUGUUAACUUAUGGCCUCCUUACACCCAGUGUUGUGCCAGGUCACAGCUUUUUUGAACUAGUUCAAGUUCAGUUCAUACAUGCUCAAAGUGAACAGUUCACGUUCAAAGUUCACAAUUUUCAUUCUGAACUAGUUCAAAGUUCAGUUAAUUUUACUUUUU